Molecule: messenger RNA, 1531 nt
Organism: Panicum virgatum (switchgrass)
Lineage: Eukaryota; Viridiplantae; Streptophyta; Magnoliopsida; Poales; Poaceae
Product: glycine-rich protein 1-like
Exons: 2
Coding region: 239-868 (209 amino acids)
Source: RefSeq, a predicted model, not a curated record
GGCAAGAGAAGUGUUGGCGGUGCGCGGUGUGCAUGAGCGUUGCUGUGUCCGGUGCGCCCGUCGCCGUCGCUGCGUCGGCCACGUCUCCCCCUCCACGCGUAACUCCUCCAUCCUGCCGGGGGCGGAGAUAUAUAAAUACGCGAUCUUGAUCGGUGGGCAUGGGUGUCGUCUGAGCCACCUGCCGGGGGGCCGCGGGCGCCAUUGAAGAGAGCACGGUUGUUCGUGGCGGCCGGACGCGAUGUCCGUUGUGGCGGCGGCGGCGGCGGCCGUGGGGCCAGGCGCCGGGGCGGCGGCGUCUUACGGGAAGAUGUGCGGCGGCGGCGGCGGGGCGAGGAAGAGGAAGGACGUGGUUCUGGAGCAGGAGGCGGAGGCGGAGGCGCGGGGUGAAGGCGGCGGCGGCGUCGCGGCGCGCCGGCAGCCGCUCGCGGGGCUGUUCGUGCUGGAGACGGUGGAGGAGGCGGCGGAAGAGGAGAGGUCGUCCAUCGGCGCGGCGUCGGAGGACGAGGAGGAGGAGGAGGGGGAGGAGGCGGACAGCGGGGGCGGCGCACCGGCGGCGGCGAGGAGGAGGAAGGGCGGCGCGCUCGCGUGCAUGGACGCCCUCGACGACGCGCUCCCCGUCAAGAGGGGCCUGUCCAACUUCUUCUCCGGCAAGUCGCGGUCGUUCGCGAACCUGCUGGACGCGGCGUCGGCGGUGAGCAGCGCCCGGGACCUGGCCAAGCCGGAGAACCCGUUCAACAAGCGGCGGCGCGUGCUCCGGUGCUGCUCAAUCCGGCGGGUCGCGUCCACCUCGCUCACCGCGCUGCCGCCCUUCCUCCCGCCCACCACCGCCGGGAGCACCGGCGGCGACGGCGCCGCCGGCAGUGGCUAGCUGAAGGACGACGGUGCAGAUCGAGGAGGAAGACAAGGCGAUGCACGCAAUGGAUGGAUGGAUCGAUCCUUGGUGAUAGUUUAGGAUCCCGUCUCAUCGACCAUGGUAUACAUACAUACUUAAUUAGUGCUAGGUGUUAAUUAAAAUUUCUUCUUUGUUUUAGUUAGACACCAGCAAGCAAUCAACAAGCACCUGUUCGUCGUAGCUUAAAUUGCAUUUGGCAUUCAGCUGACCUCCAGAUCCCAAUCCAAGAGAGCCUGCGUGAGCACCAGACAAGAGUAGUGGUGUGCAUGGUGCUACCUGCUGUGAUCCCAUUGGAGGAAGAGAGAGAGCUGGCCUGGUUGGCUCCUCCACCAAGCUAACCUUUCUGAAGAAGUGUAUUUUAGUUCCCUUUUUCCAUCCUAAUCUGUUCAUUGGUCUUAGUGCGUUGCAUACUCUAAUAAUCCUAAUUACUCCCAUUUCUAGCAAGCAGUAGCAUUAGUGUACAAGAUCAGCCUAGCCUUUUUAUUUGGCGACUGAAAGAGCAAGAUGGAUCAGGCCAUUCCUCUUUUACUAUCAUUUUUGUUUCUUUGAGGGCUUCAAAGGUGGUGGGGAUGGGGAUCAGGUUCAACACUGAAGCAGAAUGCCGUGGGCAUGCCAAAUAAAACAAGUUUGUUCGCGUAA